This is a messenger RNA of Saccostrea cuccullata (small rock oyster), 1272 nucleotides long. RefSeq names its product T-box transcription factor TBX18-like. Gene Ontology annotation, cellular component: nucleus. Gene Ontology annotation, molecular function: DNA-binding transcription factor activity, RNA polymerase II-specific; RNA polymerase II cis-regulatory region sequence-specific DNA binding. The transcript has 8 exons. Gene Ontology annotation, biological process: positive regulation of DNA-templated transcription; cell fate specification; regulation of transcription by RNA polymerase II. The coding region runs from base 1 to 1257 and encodes 418 amino acids. Lineage: Eukaryota; Metazoa; Mollusca; Bivalvia; Ostreida; Ostreidae. The record is from RefSeq and is a predicted model, not a curated record.
AUGCUUAGCGCAAAGGCUAAGGCGUUUAGCAUAGAUAGUCUUUUGGCUGUCGGACCUAGUUUUGCUAGAGAAACAAGCGUGGACACUGACAACCGCGUUCACGAUCUCGGAAUUUGUCAUCAAGAACAUCCAACCAAAAAACAUAUUAGCAAGUGUUUCCAUCCGGCAUUGCAGACCAUUACAGAUGAUACGAAGGAGAUCACUCUCCAGAUAGAGUUGUGUCAGAAUGAUUUGUGGCACGCAUUCCACAACUUGGGAACCGAGAUGAUUAUAACCAAAACCGGAAGGCGAAUGUUUCCUGCAAUUAGAGUGAAGCUUCAUGGACUAGACCCCGGCUGUAAAUACUCCGUUUCACUAGAAUUUACUCAAAUAGAUAAACAGAAAUAUCGCUACGUUUAUCACAGUUCAAAGUGGAUGGUUUCUGGGCUUGGAGAUGACAUGAUACGAGAUCAGAUUUACCGCCAUCCAGACUCCCCGGCAGAUGGCGCUGUACUUGAAUCCCAGAUUGUUUCUUUUGAAAGGAUAAAACUCACCAAUAACGACUCCCCAAAAUACGGACAGAUUUCACUGCUCUCUAUGCAACGAUUUGUCCCCCGACUUCAUGUCCAUCAAAUCUCACAUGACGGAGUAAGUGUCCGUCACUUUAUGGCAGUAUUCCCACAAACCUCAUUCACCGCAGUUACAGCCUACCAGAAUCAAGAGAUAACCAAACUGAAGAUAGCUAGAAACCCGUUUGCUAAGGGCUUUCGUGAGGCCGGGAAAAACAGAAGUUCUUUGGAAGCCAUGCUGGAUUCCUUGUCUGCACACGGUGUUCGGCCUCAUUGUAAUACGAUUCCGAACAAAAGGCAGCAAAUAGGACCAAGAGAUGAGACAGAAAACAGCUUGGCUUUGUUUCUUUCUGGUAAAGAGAUGAAACUGUUUACCAAUGUAUGGAACAAUUCGUCGUGCAACAGUGUAGCUACAGAGAAAGUGCCAAAAUAUCCAUACCUUCUACACGUCCAACCACCAUCAUCACAGCUAGAAGUUCAGACACCUUGUAUAAACUUUGAAUCUGGAACAGCUGUCGGGGGUUUUCCGAACCAAGUGCCAUCUGAGCAAGCACCUGCUUGUAUAGAACGGCCCCCGGUACAGCGGCCCACCAACAGCCCAGUCUGGUGUUCUAAACUGCCCCUCCCUGUGUCCCCGAUAUGUGACUUCCAGGCUCACAAUGUCUCUUCUCACCUACUGCAUAUGUUUAGAUAUUCCUUAAAUAAAUAAAGAUUCGUGAAUAUC